UUCAUCACUGUUACUGGACGCCGGUCGGGGAAUUUGUUUAUUUUUCGGUGAAUUUGUUCAAGUUGCGUACACGUAGUGAUAGCAAUCUACUAAAAUUCGAAACAGCUUCGACCAAGAAAUAGUAACGCCGGUUCUGAAAAGUAUUGAUGAAAAAAUGACUAAAGAAGAGAAUAUGGGAAAGAAGUCGGUGGAGAACAGUAAUGACACCGACAAAAAAACAGCAUCCGAGGCUGGACCCGAUCCAUCGGCUCCAAUAACUCGAAGAGGCAUACUAACCUCUUUCCUGACUGGUAAAGCCAUGGAAAUACCCGAACCAGAUAUUUUGGGAAAGUGUAGAUUUGUGUCAGAAUUUGAAAAGUUAAAUCGUAUCGGAGAAGGUACUUAUGGAAUUGUAUAUCGUGCUCGUGACACAAAAACAGACAAGGUUGUAGCCUUGAAAAAGGUACGAAUGGAACACGAGAAAGAUGGCUUACCCGUCAGCGGGCUUCGAGAAAUCAGUGUCCUUUUGUCAUGCCGACAUGAAAAUAUAGUACACUUGAAGGAAGUUGUUGUAGGCAGAAGUCUAGAGAGCAUAUUUUUAGCAAUGGAAUAUUGCGAGCAAGAUUUAGCCAGUUUACUCGAUAACAUGCAAGCACCCUUCUCUGAAAGUCAAGUGAAGUGCAUUGUGUUGCAAGUACUGAAGGGCUUGCGGUAUCUGCAUCACAAUUUUAUUGUCCACAGAGAUUUGAAGGUUUCAAAUCUGCUUAUGACAGAUAAAGGAUGUGUUAAAAUUGCUGACUUUGGACUUGCCAGGUGGUUUGGAUUACCUCUAAAGCCUAUGACACCAAGAGUAGUGACUCUUUGGUACAGAGCACCAGAACUAUUAUUACAAGCCAAAACUCAAACAACUUCGGUCGAUAUGUGGGCAGCUGGUUGUAUUUUAGGUGAAUUACUUGGUCACAGACCACUUUUGCCAGGGAGGACUGAGAUCGCUCAGUUGGAAUUAAUCGUUGACUUGCUAGGAACUCCUAGCGAGGCUAUUUGGCCUGAAUUUAAUUCUUUGCCAGCACUCCAGAAUUUCACAUUAAAGCAACAACCGUACAAUAAUUUAAAACAAAGAUUUCCAUGGCUGAGUCCUGCUGGUCUCAGAUUGCUCAAUUUCCUGUUCAUGUAUGAUCCUAAGAAACGAGCCACUGCUGACGAGUGCCUGGAGAGUAGCUAUUUCAAGGAAGCACCAUUACCGUGUGACCCAAAGUUGAUGCCCACAUUUCCGCAACAUAGGAAUAUAAAGAAAACGAAUCAAACAAAGGAGACUCGCGAGCCUGAAACAACGGUGGCGGACCAAACCAGCAAUCUGCCAGCAAUAUCAGACCUUCUUGGCUCUUUAGUUAAAAAAAGGCGCGUGGAGUGAACGGCACUUCUUUAAGCUGUGUAAGUAACUUUUUUACAUAACCUUCUGUAACACGAUAGAUAUACUGGAUGGCGUGAUGAAUAAAUGCAAUCUAUUGUCUGAAGAAAAUA
Molecule: messenger RNA, 1500 nt
Organism: Orussus abietinus
Lineage: Eukaryota; Metazoa; Arthropoda; Insecta; Hymenoptera; Orussidae
Gene: Cdc10
Product: cyclin-dependent kinase 10
Exons: 6
Coding region: 155-1390 (411 amino acids)
Biological process (GO): protein phosphorylation; regulation of mitotic cell cycle
Cellular component (GO): nucleus
Molecular function (GO): ATP binding; cyclin-dependent protein serine/threonine kinase activity
Source: RefSeq, a predicted model, not a curated record